CACAUAAAGUUAUUUGAACGUUUCUGCCGGUUACAGCGUUUCAUAAACGGUUUCUAUAAUCAUCAAGAAAAAUGUUUUACAUUAAGUUGUUACUUCUGUUAAGUAUUGGAACAGGUUUUGAUUCUUUAAAUAAUAAACAGAGACUGGAUAUUCUCGAAACAAAACUGGAGAAUGUCUUGAAUAAAAGUGAAAUUGGUAUUCUGGAAUUGGAAGAAAAAAUUCAAAAGGUUGGUACUUGUAAUUUGCACCUCUGUAACGAAGCAAAUGUUAAUGUAUCUAAUGAGACGGCAAUAUCAACAUAUGAGCUAAAGGUACAAAUGGAUAAUAUCAACAAAACGAUAAAAGAUGAAAUAGAUAAAGUGUUUGCUUAUAUUGAGAAAAAUUCUCAUGCACUGAUGGAUGAAUUUCAAAACACACUCACAGUUCUUAUGAAUCAACACAGAAAUAUGAAUCAAAAGAUCAGAUUUAACUCAAACAGCGUAAGGAAACUAGAAGGAAAACAUCGGAAAUCACCAUCUAUCAAAAAUGACCAAAUGAAGAUGUUUGAACAUAAGAUAUCUGUUCUUGACAAUGACCUGGAGAAAAUGAUUAAGUCAAUCACAAGACAAAGCGAAAGCAUAGAUAAUAUUGGGCAACAUUUGUUAAAACUGGACAGAAAAGAUGAUGAUUUCCUUGAAAAGAUUGAUCGUAACUACCGUGUUGUUUCGGGUCUAGAUCACAACCUUGUUGAAAUAGAAAGACGUUUUCGUGAAUUGGCACUCGAUUUGGGUACAUUUAAAGACGACACAAAAAAGGAAAUCAAAGAAAUAAAAACGGAGCUUCAUCUUGAUCAAAUGAGUACAGAAGCAAUCACAAUCCAAAAAUCUUGCCCACAACAUUGGGUUCAACAUCAAACUAAAUGCUAUAAGUAUAUCGACGUUGCUGUAGAUUGGAAAACUGCUUUAAUGAUGUGUCAGGAUUUAAAUGCUAAACUCGCUGAACCAGUUACAAAGGAAGAAAUGGAUUACAUACAAAGAUCAUUUCAAGGUUGGAUCGGUGCUAUAGAUAAAGCCGUUAACGGGACAUUCCUUUGGGAAAGCUCUGAACAAAUUGUUGAACAGUUAAGUUCAGAAAUACCCGACAACCUUCCCAGUUCUCAAAAGUGUGCAUAUAUCUUAAAAACAAUGAUUCGAGUUGAGCGUUGCGCUAUAAGACUUCAUUACAUAUGUGAAAAAGAAACUAUUUGAUCCACAUCUUAACCUUUUUUGGCAAGUUGUAUAAUAACUGUAAUAAUGAAAUAUUAGUAUAAAUUACAAUCAUACCUCAGUAUAGUGUGAUAAGAAGUUUUAGCUAGGAUGUCAUCAGUAAUGAAUUUGAUUUGUCUCUUAUUUAAUCAUAGGUUAAAUUACAAAAUCACUUGCAUGAUAUAAAACAAUUUUCUAUAUCGAUAAGUAAACAAUUAAAAAUCUAAAAUUCGUUCAACCUGGUCUGACUGUACAGCUGUGCAUGCUGUCCUGGCUCUACAAUGAUUGCAAAUGUGUGAUGAAUAAAACUAUUUUGUGCUAGAUAUAAAUAUGUUUAUAUCCGAUAAUAUAUCAUCAUAUUUUUAUAGUAUAUUGCAAACAUUUCAAUACGGACCGAUUUUCUUUAGCGAUGUCAAAAAAAAACAACAUGUAAAUGAAAUCAUUUGGAACAGUAUCAUGAAUGUUCUUUCUCAUGUUUGCCUCUAUAAUUCCAGUCUUUAAUAUACUCCAAGGAAUUAUUAAUAGAGACAAUAUGUAUACUUAUACUUGCCUCGUUCUAAGUUGCAGUUAAGUAUUCUGAUAAUACUUUUGUGUUUUAUCUCGAAUAAAAUUAUUUCCCUUAA
Molecule: messenger RNA, 1846 nt
Organism: Ruditapes philippinarum (Manila clam)
Lineage: Eukaryota; Metazoa; Mollusca; Bivalvia; Venerida; Veneridae
Product: oxidized low-density lipoprotein receptor 1-like
Exons: 1
Coding region: 72-1226 (384 amino acids)
Source: RefSeq, a predicted model, not a curated record